AUGUUAUCCGUACACCUCUUCAGCCACUGUUGAAGGUCAUUCUACAUGCCUGCCUGUUCACCGCUGAAGCCCGCUCACUCAGCCACUUCACCUUUGUCACUUUCCACAAGAAAACGUGAGUGAAUGGACUGCUAUACUUUAUAGUGCUGCGUCAAAAGAGGCGGAGCGGAGGAGGAAAUUCAAUUUUUUUGGGACCGGCAUCAGGAGGUGGGGACAUGACGUGCUAGAGGAAGGAGGCUACCCAUUGGCCGUGCGAGGUGUCAGUCCUGCAUGCUGCUGCAGACGGACAGGCCACUCGAUGAAUAUGGAUGAGAGCAGUGAAAAGGGUGAUGCGGCAGGGAAGACCCCCCCCUUCAAACCGAUGCAGGCUUGAACAAUGCGUGCCGUCUUUCACUGAAAACACUGAGAGUCUGCAUUAGCAUUUUUUCAGACAAUUGAGGCUCUGGCCAGCUGCAGGCAUGGCUCGGAUGCUGCGGUGAAAUCUCUUUUUCUGCACCCGCUGAUGAAUUAAACCUCGGUGAAAAGGGUUGACUGGCCGCAUUCCUCAACACUACCAUUGCACCUAUGCCUAGGCUAAUGUUCAGAUCCCCUUUAGAGAUUGUGCCCCGGCAUUGAUGGCGAUCUGACAGAGGACUUGAGAAGCAGCAGAUCUCAGAAUGGAGGAGGGCGAGUACUUCCUGAAGGUGCUGAUCCCCAGCUAUGCAGCCGGCUCUAUAAUUGGCAAAGGCGGCCAGACCAUCGUACAACUGCAGAAAGAGACGGGUGCCACCAUUAAGCUGUCCAAAUCCAAAGACUUCUACCCAGGAACUACAGAACGCGUCUGUCUGAUACAGGGUACAGUCGAAGCCCUCAAUGGUGUUCACAACUUUAUUGCGGAGAAAGUCCGCGAGAUGCCCCAGAGUGCCCAGAAACCUGAGCCAGUCAGCAUACUGCAGCCGCAGACCACAGUCAACCCCGACCGUGUCAAACAGGCCAAAUUGAUUGUGCCCAAUAGCACAGCCGGGCUGAUCAUUGGCAAAGGUGGUGCCACAGUGAAAGCAGUCAUGGAGCAGUCAGGGGCUUGGGUGCAGCUCUCGCAGAAGCCAGAGGGCAUCAACCUGCAGGAGCGAGUGGUAACCAUCAGUGGGGAGCCCGAACAAAACCGCAAGGCUGUGGAGAUCAUAGUGCAGAAGAUCCAGGAAGACCCUCAAAGCAGCAGCUGUCUCAACAUCAGCUAUUCUAACGUCUCCGGCCCAGUGGCCAACUCCAACCCCACCGGCUCACCCUAUGCCAACACGGCCGAGGUCCUACCCAACGCUGCCGCAGCGGCUGCCACUGCCUCCAGCCUUCUGGGCCAGGCCGGCUUGACAGGAAUGGGCGCUUUCCCUGCUGCCAUGUCCAGCUUCUCUGGCAAUGAUCUGUUGGCCAUCACCUCAGCCCUCAAUACACUGGCCAGCUAUGGUUACAACACUAACACCCUUGGCCUCGGCCUCAACCCUGCAGCUGCUUCUGGGGUCCUUGCUGCAGUAGCAGCUAGUGCUAACCCAGCUGCUGCUGCUGCAGCCAACCUGCUGGCCUCCUAUGCUAGUGAUGCUUCCGGCAGUGCUGGCCACCCUGCCACGGGCCUCGGUGGGUUCUCCCUGGGUUCUCUAGCAGCUGCUACAGGGGCUUCCAAUGGUUACCUAAAUGCUUCGUCCCCGCUGAUGGCCUCCUCCCUAUUGGCAACAGAGAAGCUGGCUGAUGGGGCCAAGGACGUGGUUGAGAUUGCUGUUCCCGAGAAUCUGGUGGGCGCCAUUUUAGGGAAAGGAGGGAAAACGCUGGUAGAAUACCAGGAGCUAACGGGAGCCCGAAUCCAAAUCUCCAAAAAGGGAGAGUUCAUUCCUGGUACUCGGAACCGUAAAGUUACCAUAACAGGGUCGCCAGCCGCUACACAAGCAGCGCAGUAUCUGAUCAGCCAGAGGAUCACUUACGAGCAGGGUGUGCGCGCUAACAACCCACAAAAGGUGGGCUAAAAGGAAAAAGAAGAGGAAAGAAGGAAAGGAUGAAGACAGAGAUAGAAAGGAAUUGAGAGGGCCACGAUGAAUAGAAAAAAAAGAAAUGUCCAAAUAUCUGUUCAAUAUUUCAGUAUCAAAUGAGAGAAUCACAAAGGAGGAGGUGGGGGAGACAACCAAGAGUGUGUGUGAUAUGUGAAUGUGUUUUCAGGACUGACGUCCUGAUGUUUUUUAAAAGUUUGUGUCAAGUCCUUUUGACGAUGGCGAUCAGAGUAAGCUGAACUGGUCCACUGCCAAGCUGCAGAUUCAAGGGUGAGGCCGCAGAGUUUCACCCUCCUCCAAAACCUCAUAGCUGUUUUGUUUUGUUUUUUUGUUCCUUUUUUGUUUGGUUUAUUGGUUUUCAUUUCAAUUGCGAACUUCAGCUCCCGGUGAGUUGAGUAUGUCAGAUGAAUUUCCAGUAAGCUAACAGAGCUGUUCUACAAACCUCACUCUUUGUAUACAAUGCAGAAAGGCAUUGUUAACAGGGCACAGGUUUUAUGACAAGCACUUGAGGUCAUCUCAAUCUAUGGGGAACUAAUCUGAGUAUAACCAUGUCUACUUUCACUUGCAUUUAAUUCUGGCUCAUAUCAUAAUUAAAGUUUCUAAAUUUGGGUAUUUUAUAUUUUCAUCCUUUAUUUAUUGAUAUGAUUCAUUCAAACACAAAUAGAUAAUUUAAACCUGUGAAUGCAGGUUGAUCUGAAUGUAAAAACAUUAUUAGCCUGUUGCUAUUUUUUAUUUACAGGGAUCAAACAUUGUGUUGCAUUGAAAGAAAUGUAUAACGCAAACCCAGUCUGAACUUCACUGUUGCUGUCUGCAAAGAAGAGUUCAGGGGUUAAAUAAUCAAUGUGAGAGGAUAGAGGAGACACACAGGAAUGUAUAAAUAUAUUUACAUGAAAACACAUAGAUGACGCUCCCACAAAUGCACAAACACUAAAACAUAUUUGCAUAUCCAGCCACAGCUACAAACACACAGAAGUACAUUUGUUGUUCUACCCUUUCUUGGUGCUAUAGGAUAAGGUUUUUAUCUUCUUUGCCAUGAAAUGAGAAUCUCUCUGGCGUCGACCUUUCUCUUUAGAAGAAAAAGGUGAUCAUCCAGCCAUUAGUAGCCCAUUGGAUCUGACCCAGCCUUUCACCUAAUGAAAUAGGACUGAUUUCAGCACUUCAUGAUAGAAAAUAAUCCAGUCUCAGUACUUCUAGUACACUUUCACUCCUAAUGCAAGCUUUCUUUUCCCCAAAAAUUGGCCAUACUCUAGAUUUAACCUGACACUAUUUUUGCAUCAGUCACACAUUUCCAAUUCCAGAAAAAGUACUCCAACCAGUUCAGAUCACAAAGCACCAUGAAAGCAUUUUAUUAUGAAAAGCUGUAUGAACCAAUAUCUGUGAACAAAUAAACUAUUGCCUUUACAUUAAGGGUACCAAAUAGUCAAGAGACAUGAACUAAUGAAAGGGAAGUAGAUUGACACUUGAAAAGAAGGUUCGGACUCACUUUUCCAGCGCGCCAUCCUUCCCAAUUUGCAUCAACGCUCACUAACUUGAAGUGGAGCACAUUAUGAAAAAAAAAAAAAAAAAGCAUCAUUGUCUGUUAUGGGCAAGUUGCCUAAUGCAGGGAGGUUAAUUUUCUUGAGCAUUUACAAGCACGCAAAGACUACCUUGGCUUCCUUCUGUGCUGCUAUCCAUAGUGUUCACCCUGAGUACACUGGGUCUCUGAAGACUGCACUGUGAGACAUUAAAGAACACAACGUAAAGCAUGUCUGUCCCUGUUUGGGAUGUGAGUAUAUUUCAAUGUGCACAUCUGUGUCACAUACACAACAAAACCUACCAAUACUGACACACAAGAGCAUUUGUACUUCAGCGUCUUGUGAUGUUUCUGUUUACCAGUACCAACGUACUGUAAGUAAAUGACCAGACAUUUUCUAAUCAGCGAGCCACAAAUUAUUCCCCCUCCACAUAUCCCUGCACUGUUAUCCUCCAGCCCUAUUACGUCGACCGUCUACAGACAUCUUUCAAUUGUCCCCAUCAACCCAAGCUCUAUGAUCAGCUUCCUAAAUACACGGCUGUGAGGGUUGGUGCUGAGUAGUGUCCAAGAAAAAUCAGAGCCACUCCUGAUUUUUGGAAAAACGAAUGACUAGCCUUGUCUCUUUUCAUUACCAUUAUUCAUGUUUGAAAGUAAAUGGAUUUGUGACUCUUUGUGUCUGAGCAUUACACGUGGCAAUUGCAAUAGUGAGCCUUUUCUUCCUAACUGAAAUCUUUCCUCUCACUACGUGUUUGGAAGGCUUCACAGUCAUCAUUAACUACAAUGUGGCCACUAGUGAAAUCAUAGCGUAAGAUAACUUUUUACUGCCCAAGAUUUUAGCAUAUAAUAAGAUACAAGCACAAAACAAGGGGGUGUUUUAUCAAUGCAACUGGACUGCUUGCCUGAUCAAUACUGAUCAAUACGUUGUGCCAAAUACGAUUUCUCUGUGCCCCCUCAUUAGCUUUUCUCUUUCUCUCAACAUUUUAUUCCCAUCCAUGUCGCCGUUUUCUCGUCAUUAUUCUGAAUCGUCCUCCUGUGUCCUGAUCCUCGUCUGUGCUUCUUCCUACACUGUGCUCUCCCCCUCUUUCUCCUUCCUCCUGUCUCGUCUUCUCAUGGGCAGUGUGUCGUGCGUGCUGCUGGUGGGAGUUAUGCACUACAGGUCAUAAGGGUAUGAAAACAUUUCCCCAGGCUGCAAGAGUUCACAAGGCUAAAAUGCACAGAAAACACCUGCCUCCAAAACUGUGACACCCACUAAAACCAACCAGCAACAUUUAGUUCAAAGUAUCAAAUUCCCUCUUUAAGAAGAACACGUAGGAUUUAGAAAAGUUUAGACUGUGAACUAUGGCCUUUUAAAGGAAGAUGUGUUUUUUUUUCCAGCAGAAGGCAAAAUCUUGGUUGAAUAAAUACUCAUAUUUUGGCUGAAUAAACUGAGCUCAUGUUUCAGCCUCUAAACAAAGUGUAGGAAGGACAGAAUGCGUAUGAUACUGAGUGGAAAGUGGGAACCUGUUUGUGACCUCAAGCCGAAACAAUGACAUCCUUUAUGCAUAUCCUCUUAUCUGAAAAUGACUAGAAUCCAUUUCUGUGGAAAACAAUAUGUCAUGUCAUAUGAUCUAUAUGUACUUUAUUGUAGCUACUCUAGUUUGUAGUCCAAAUGCAGUCCAGCGUUGUCGAUACAAUGUGAACUAUGUUAUAUUUGUGUGGAUGAUGAGAGUGCCAACUAAGCCUGACUAAGAUUAGCUUCGCGAUUUGUUUGUGCAUUAUGAUGACUCAUCAUCAGCUGGUGGUGUCCAUAUUUCUGUCAUUGAUGAUUUAGUUUGACAGUAAGAAAAUGUAAAGAUAUUGGAAGCAAUAUAGUAGCAUGUUGUCCUGUUUUGUGUUUUAUGUCUGUUGUAUGAACCUUUGAAAUUACUAAGAUUUUGAAUGAAUAGGUUUACAUGUACUUUUUGUAAGUUAUGAAAAUGCUGCUAUUUGAUAAGUAAACUAUACAAAAUAUUUUAGUUGAAAAGAUGUCUGGUCUGUUGAUUAGAAAUAUGCUCUAAAAGGCUGGAGCAUAAUACGAGGUGUAUAGUGUACUAUACAUUAUUGGUAAGAUAGUAAAAGUAAUAAUAGACUCCAUAGUACAUCCUGUGCCAAACUAGACCUCUGCAGCUUCUAAAAUUGUAGAUGUGCGAUCAAAUGUUAGAUAUCAAUAACUUGUUUAGAAGUGCUGAUCAAGUGCCAAUCAAACACUGUCUUUUAAUUUAAGAAAAGAUAAUCAAAUACAUUACUUAAGAAAACAAAGGACAAAUAACUUUUUUGUGCAUCGUUUAAUCCCAUAGGUACAUAGAAUAAGAGUAAAAGAUUGUGAUUUUUAUGGAUCCAUGUUGUUUUACACAUGCAUACAUGCAUCCCUUGUGUGUUUGUUUGACCUGUGGCUUAAGUACUGCUGUUUUCUCACAAAUGUCUCUAUAGGCCAGCAUGGACUAAAGCAUAACAUGUUAUAAGCAUUCAUAACAUAGCCAUUAACAAUCAAAAAUGUGUUUGUGGAGUUAGGUGUUAUCUUUUUGCACGUCUUCUAUUGCAUGGUAUCAAAGUAAAUUAUGGAGGAAAAAAAAAUUACAAAAAUUUUGCGAGGUGUCUCUCGCAACAUUCAGAAACAUAACACUGCAUGCAGUCAACUGUAAAAGCACUUAAGUUUUAUUCGCCUCAUGUGUUUUGUUGUUUUGUUUUGUUGUUGUUUUCUAAAAAAAAAAGAAGAAGAAGAAAAAGUUGUUUUAUUUCUGUUGUGAGUUGGGAGGGAGCUCAUUAUUGUCAUGUUGGCCCGAAAAAAACAAAAAGAAAAAAAAGACCGACACAGACACAGACACAGACACACACACACACACACACCGACGUCUCCAAACAAGUUUUCAUCAGUUUCAUCCUCUCUACACAUUAUCAGAUAAGAUAUGUUCAUUUUAGAGUGGGGAGUAUUAAAAAUGUGAAACAAGCAAACGUGAAAAUGUUAUUCAGUGUAUUGGCUCCUUGUGUUUUUCUUGUUUUUCUUUUAUCAGGCAUGCAUUUGUUUUACAGACAGGUUGAACCUCAUAUAACCUGUCCCAUGACGACGAUGUUAAGAGUUUUUUUUGUUUGUUUGUUUUUUUUUCACAGCUUGAAAGCCCAGAUCUAAUCUAUGAAUGUACCCAUAUGUUUUUUCUUUUUUUUUUUCUUUUCUGUCAAAUGUUAUUAUUAGUCUUCAAUGUCAAUUCAGGGCAGGAUUGUCGAGAAACAUGUAGAGUUAAUAUCUAUGUCAAUAACAGAUUUCAGCUACAGUAUAGUCAGGUAGGCCUCGCAUGGCCAUAGUCACAAAACCAGUUAUGUUUUAACACAACUUCCGAUUCGCUGUCAACAUUAUCUUGUUUGUUUGGUGUUGCAUAAAUGCACUUUACUGAUAAGUGGUCAUAUUGGCUGUGAAAUGAAGCAAAACAUGUUGUCUUUUAACGGUUGUUUUCCUAUGUUACUUUGAAAUCAUUUUAUUUAUUCCCUGAUCCUAUUGGGUCUCAUGAAUGAUGGAAAGGGCUGGAGUCUCAGACAAAAUAGAAAAGUUGCACCUGAACCCACUCGAAGGUUCUCCUUCACAUUCCCUUCAGCAGAGGUUUGUGUCAAUUACUGAAUGCUGUAUUCUGAGAUAACGGGUGAAACCAUGAGGGAUGUGUACGACUUUUGUCACUUUUUGCGAUGUCUUUUGCUUUUGAGUUAUGACUAUUUGAAAAAUUCUCUUCAUUUCUCCAGCACACUGGGAUUGAAGCACUGGGGUGGAGAUAUUGAGGGAUGCAAACUCUCGGGCUCUGGCUGAUAUUAACUGUCAGAUCUGAGAAACGUAAUUGGCACCAGCAAAAUGAAGAUCGCCUCUGCUACCACAAUAAAAAAAAAAAAGAAAUCACAGAGGGAAACCUACUAGACUUUGAAAGUCCUAGUAACAUGAAUUAUAUCUCUGUCUCUUCGUGUUUCAACCCCCUGUUGUUGCAUUUACUGCUUCACAUAUGAAUGCCAAACGAACUUCAUCAUUCCAAGACUUGUCAAGUAAUUUUUUUUUCUCCACUUUUUCACUCCAAAUGUAUUCUGGACGCUCAUCCAACCCUUUACACUUCUACACCCCCCCAUGGAACCCUUUCAUAGGAAGGCGACAACUGGUUUUAUUCACUACAAACUGGCUACGGCUGCUCACUCCUCUCUUAAAACCUCAUCUACCUGAGUGUCACUCUCUCAGACUACACAAUGUCACAGUUUGUCUUUCGUCACAAUGAGCACCUGCUACUGUGUCCCCCUCUUGGAAUGGACUGAGGUAUUUCUGAGCCCGUUCGUCUGAGAACAUGCAGGACAUGAGGCCAUUUUUUUCUUUGACCCUCUGAACCUCCCAUGAACAUAGUUGACCUUCUCCAUCUCUGAGAACUGUCUGAGUACUUUCUGUUGGAUUUUACACCAUUUUUACCGUCAAAAGUGUUUGUUUUUCCUGGUUCUCCGGACUAUUCUGCAGGGCUGAAUGCUUGCUUAAGUGUAAAUUGAAGAAAGCAUGCCAGUACCUUGCAGACAUUGUCAUGUCAUUGUCAGUUUUUCUUGGAGAUCAGUUUGUACUUCUUUUAACCUCUGUUCUUUCCAUAUCAGAAAAAAUGGACUGACAGCAUAAGAUCGUAUAUUCCAAACUAAUCAAAUUGAUGUUUUGUUGAUUGGGUACAUCUCUCUUGGAUACUAUAAUGAGUGGUUUGUUUGUUACAAGGAGAAUCCAUGAUAGUCCAGCAUUAAAGGCAAACAAGGGCUUUCAAGGACAGCAUUUAUAUGUCUUUUAAAAUUAAAAUGUACUCUGAACAUGUUUGAAAAAUGAGAGGAAAAUGCCUUCUUGUGCCAUUUUAGGAAAAGUGCAAAAGCUUUUUAAUGGCAAAUAUUUGUCAGCGAGAGUGCCAAAUAAUUCCAUACUGAGCCAAAAGGCUGCCAGCCUACAUAACUAAAUGUUAGAUCACAGGAAUGGUUACGUCCUGUCGCCACUCCUCUUGAAAAACAUCACCCUAAUUGUGCGACGUUUGAGCUCGUGUACCAUUAUUGUUAUGCUGCCAGUCUGUUUUCUGCUUUUGUCAGAGGAACAUCUCAGAAGCAGUAUAUUUUCUAAAUGACACACUGUUGAUUAAAAAAAAACAAAAAAAACAGCAGCUACUAUGGUGAGGGAAUGAGAGGAUUUUAAACGUGUCAUUGUUUUUUAUUAUUAGGUUUAUUUGAACAUUAUUCAUUAAUAGAUUUAACGGUAAUGACUAUUUAAUGUAACUGUAGUACUGUGUUUGUAAAAGAAAUUCAGUGAGUUGUGUUUUAUGACUCGUGGACUACCAGUGAAGUCAGCAUUUCAGUGUUAAUAAUUGAAUUGUUUUUUAAAGAUUAUUUUUGCGACGGCAACAAAGAGUCAUUAUAAAUGUUCAUUUUAACAUCA
Messenger RNA from Solea senegalensis (Senegalese sole), 8956 nucleotides. RefSeq names its product NOVA alternative splicing regulator 1 (gene nova1). Gene Ontology annotation, molecular function: mRNA binding. Gene Ontology annotation, biological process: regulation of alternative mRNA splicing, via spliceosome; mRNA splicing, via spliceosome. Lineage: Eukaryota; Metazoa; Chordata; Actinopteri; Pleuronectiformes; Soleidae. The coding region runs from base 657 to 1991 and encodes 444 amino acids. Gene Ontology annotation, cellular component: nucleus; cytoplasm. The transcript is spliced from 4 exons. The record is from RefSeq and is a predicted model, not a curated record.